Lipotes vexillifer (Yangtze River dolphin) is the source of this 774-nucleotide messenger RNA. NCBI's taxonomy places the organism in Eukaryota, Metazoa, Chordata, Mammalia, Artiodactyla, Lipotidae. The record is from RefSeq and is a predicted model, not a curated record.
AUGGUCUUGAGGCAUGGUCCUUGGGAGCCUGAUUUGGGGAAAGCUUGUAACAUUGGCUCAGGAACAAGAACCAAGGGAUUUGAUGAGUGUAGGCGCAACAUCAGUCUAAACUCAGACUUUCCUACAAGGAGAGUGAUACUUCAGGAAGAAGAACCCACAAUUGUGUCAUUUAUGGCAGAGGCUUCAGAUUCAAUUAUGAACUCGGGCAACAUCAGAAAAUUCAUUUUGGCAAACUUACAGACUUAUAGGGAGAAGCCCUAUGAGUGUAAGGUGUGUGGGAAAUCCUUUAUCUAUAGCUUAUAUCUAACCCAACACCAAAGAAUCUACUUCAGAGAGAAGCCCUACAGAUGUGAUAAAUGGAGUGCUUCAGCCACAGCUUCUACCAUCAUUACCACCACAGAAUCCCCACUGGUGAGAAACUCUAUGGAUGUGAUAAGUGUGGGAAAGGCUUUUGUCAAAUUGCAAAUCUUAUUCAGCAUCAGGAAGUUUAUACUGGAGAGAAACCCUCUGUAUUACACUGCUAGGGCUGCCAUAAAAAAGCAAACACAAAAAAUAUACAUCUAUGUUAAUGGGCAUACACUGUAUAAAGAUAGAAUGAAGGAUAAAAACUGCAUGAUCAUUUCAACUGGUGACGAAAAAGCACUUGACAAAAUUCAGCAGUCUUUCAGGGUAAAAACAUUCAGUAAACUAGGAAUAGAUGAAAACUUCUUCAACGUGAUAAAGGCCUUAUAUGAAAACUCCACACUAAUGUUGUUCUUUAUGGUGAAAGACUGA